Molecule: messenger RNA, 1233 nt
Organism: Thyridium curvatum
Lineage: Eukaryota; Fungi; Ascomycota; Sordariomycetes; Thyridiales; Thyridiaceae
Exons: 4
Coding region: 1-1233 (410 amino acids)
Biological process (GO): translational elongation
Cellular component (GO): cytoplasm; nucleus
Molecular function (GO): translation elongation factor activity
Source: RefSeq, a predicted model, not a curated record
AUGGCGUUCGGAAAGCUCUUCACCUACCAGAACAACCCCCGCUCGACGGCCAUCCUGGCCGUCGCUAAGGCCAACAACCUCGAUAUCGAGCGGGUUGUGGUUGACACCGCCAACCCUACCGCCGAGUUCUCCAAGUACAACAAGCUCGCCAAGGUCCCCGUCUUCGUUGGCGCUGACGGCUAUGUCCUCACCGAGUGCAUUGCCAUCGCCAUCUAUGUCACCUCCCAGAACGAGAAGACCACCCUUCUCGGCAAGACCAAGCAGGACUAUGCUUCCAUCCUGAAGUGGAUGUCCUUCUUCAACUCGGAGGUUCUCCCCCAGCUUGGUGCCUGGUACCGCCCUCUCCUGGGCAAGGAUGCCUACAACAAGAAGAACAUCGAUGAUGCCUCCAAGGCUGCCCAGAAGGCUCUCUCCGUUGCUGAGGAGCACCUCCUGCACAACACCUACCUGGUCGGCGAGCGCAUCACCCUGGCCGAUCUGUUUGCCGUCUCCAUCGUUGCCCGUGGCUUCGAGUUCUUCUUCGGCAAGGAGUGGCGCCAGCAGAACCCCAACGUCUCGCGUUGGUACGAGACCGUCUACAACCAGGCCAUCUACUCGGCCGUCGCCCCCAAGUUUGAGCUCCUCGACCAGCCCAAGCUGACCAACACCCCUCCCAAGAAGGCUGAGCAGCCCAAGGCUGCCCCCAAGCCUGCUGCCGCUGCCAAGCCCGCUGCUGCUGCCGAUGACGAGCCUGCCGAGGCUCCCAAGCCCAAGCACCCCCUCGACCUUCUGCCCAGGGCUACCUUCCCUCUCGAUGAGUGGAAGCGAUACUACUCCAACCACGACGAGGCUGACUCUCUGAAGUGGUUCUGGGAGAACGUCCCCUUCACCGAGUACUCGAUCUGGAAGGUCAAGUACAAGUACAACGAUGAGUUGACUCUGACUUUCAUGUCCAACAACCUCAUCGGCGGCUUCAACAACCGUCUGGAGGCUUCUCGCAAGUACCUCUUCGGCUGCGCCUCCGUCUUCGGCGAGAACAACGACUCCGUCAUUGAGGGUGCCUUCGUCAUCCGUGGCGAUGACUACCUCCCCGUCUUCGACGUCGCUCCCGACUAUGAGAGCUACAGCUUCGCCAAGCUGGACCCCACCAAGGCCGAGGACCGCGAGUACGUCCGCGACCAGUGGACCUGGGACCGCCCCAUCAAGGAGAACGGCAAGGAGUAUGCCCACGCCACUGGCAAGGUCUUCAAAUAG